This is a messenger RNA of Fusarium venenatum, 1470 nucleotides long. RefSeq names its product methyltransferase-domain-containing protein. Gene Ontology annotation, biological process: rRNA methylation; ribosomal large subunit biogenesis. Gene Ontology annotation, molecular function: rRNA (adenine) methyltransferase activity. NCBI's taxonomy places the organism in Eukaryota, Fungi, Ascomycota, Sordariomycetes, Hypocreales, Nectriaceae. Gene Ontology annotation, cellular component: nucleolus. The record is from RefSeq and is a predicted model, not a curated record.
AUGUUUGCGGUUCCAGGAUGGUCUGUUCCGUCAGACGGUCUCAAGGCUGAAGCGCCUUCCAAAAACAACAGCGCGCCCGGCACAAAAUCCAAGAAGCGCAAGCGCAACAACGCCGCUUCUGCGCAAGAGAACGUUGACUCUUCAACAGUCGCGGAUCUGUGGGAGUCUGUCAUUGAGGGAAAGAAACCAGAGAAGCAGCAGCAGCAAAAUUCUGAGCAGUCUGCUAAGCGUCAGAGAAAGCAGGGCAAGGGAAAGAAGACUGAGGAUGAAAAGCCUGAGGAGAGUAAAGAGGAUAUCGCUGCCGUUACUACUGAGGGUGAGGCCCAGCCCAAACCUAAGAAGGACAAGAAGCAGAAGCAGAAGCAAAAAUCUGGGGAGGAAUUAGCAGAAACUACCAAAUCCCCUGCAAAGGAUGCUGUUGUGAAGGCACCUCUGCCUCCUGCUCCUCCCAAGCUCACUCCCCUCCAAGCUUCCAUGAGAGAGAAGCUUAUUUCAGCGCGUUUCCGACAUCUCAAUGAGACACUCUACACCCGCCCCUCCGAAGAGGCCUUCAGCUUAUUCGAUGAAUCCCCCGAGAUGUUCGAUGAGUACCACGAGGGUUUCCGUCGCCAGGUCAAGGUUUGGCCUGAGAACCCUGUCGACAGCUUCCUCAAGGAUAUUCGUGCGCGAGGCAAGGUCCGCCAGCAAGGCAAAGGCAAGCCUGGAGCUCCCCCCACGCCUCUCUCCAAGACAACACUGCCUCGCACGCAGCAAGAGUGCACAAUUGCAGAUCUUGGUUGUGGUGAUGCUCGUCUUGCUGAGGCGCUUCAGAAAGACGGCAAGAAAUUGCGCGUCAACGUUAAGAGCUACGAUCUCCAGAGCCCAAGUCCUCUAGUCACCAAGGCUGAUAUCGCCAACUUGCCUCUUGCCGACGGUUCUGUCAAUGUUGCCGUUUUCUGUCUCGCUCUUAUGGGCACAAACUGGGUCGAUUUUAUCGAUGAGGCUUACCGUAUUCUACACUGGAAGGGCGAGCUCUGGGUUGCUGAGAUCAAGAGCCGUUUUGGUCCCAUUCGAAACAAGAACGCCCCUGUGACCCACAGUGUUGGUAACCGCAAAAAGAACGCCGUUGCUGGCAAAAAGGGCAAGGGCAAGGGUGCCGACAACGAUGCUGAGCAUGAUGAGGACUUGGCCGUCGAGGUGGACGGUGUGGAUGAUCGUCGCCGGGAGACCGAUGUGUCAGCGUUCGUAGAAGUGCUCAAGUCGCGAGGCUUUGUCCUUCAGGGAGACCGAGAGGCGAUUGAUUUGUCCAACAGAAUGUUUGUCAAGAUGCACUUCAUCAAGGGCGCAUCGCCAACCAAGGGAAAGCAUGUGAAGGAGCAGGAGGCUCCCAAGGGCAAGAGGCCAAUCAUCCGCAGGAUAGAUCCUAUCGAUGCGGAGCCAGAGGUCAAUGAGGCCUCCGUCUUGAAACCUUGCGUCUACAAGAUCAGGUAA